Messenger RNA from Drosophila miranda, 318 nucleotides. RefSeq names its product outer dense fiber protein 3-like protein 2. The transcript has 2 exons. The record is from RefSeq and is a predicted model, not a curated record. Bases 1 to 318 code for a protein of 105 amino acids. NCBI's taxonomy places the organism in Eukaryota, Metazoa, Arthropoda, Insecta, Diptera, Drosophilidae.
AUGGCUGGACGCGAGAAGCCGCCACUAAUACCGGCCCUGGUCAUGCCCGGACCUGGCUACUACGACGGAGAGUUCACGGCCAUCAAGCCUAAGCCGCCGCAUUAUACGAUGCGUGGCAAGUACCAGCUUGAAAGCCACGAUUCCAAGCCCGGUCCUGGGGCGCACUGUCCGGAGAAGUAUUAUGAGAAGCGUUCGUCUCCAGCCAUAUCCUUUGGCAUUGCGCACUCGCCCUUCGCUGGAACCCAGAAAUCCGCCAUGAUCCCCGAUCGUUACGUCCAAUGUCUGCUGGCGAACAGACCAGACAAGGACUAUCCCUAG